Messenger RNA from Talaromyces stipitatus ATCC 10500, 952 nucleotides. RefSeq lists its product as uncharacterized. Gene Ontology annotation, cellular component: endoplasmic reticulum membrane; endoplasmic reticulum. The transcript is spliced from 4 exons. Gene Ontology annotation, biological process: 'de novo' protein folding. The coding region runs from base 124 to 843 and encodes 239 amino acids. The record is from RefSeq and is a predicted model, not a curated record. NCBI's taxonomy places the organism in Eukaryota, Fungi, Ascomycota, Eurotiomycetes, Eurotiales, Trichocomaceae.
GAGAUCAAGGGAUCUGUCUUCGGUCUUAUUGCUUUGGCCACGCGCGGGACGGUCAGUUAUAACCUUCAAGUCGUGUCGUUACUGUCCAAACUGUGUGUGCUCUGGGAGAACACAGGAGAAAGAAUGGCCGCUACCACUCAUUUCAGAUCACUGAUUCUACUGUUUAGUUCCUUGGUUUGGACAUCCCAAGCCUUGGUUGAUACAAAAUUGACUGGGACAUGGUCUUCUAAGUCGCGUCAAGUCGUUACGGGGCCGGGCUUCUAUGACCCCGUGGCAGACGCAUUUCAAGAACCUCCGUUGACAGGAAUAUCUUACUCUUUCACGGACGAUGGUCACUACGAAGAAGCAUACUACAGGGCUAUACCUAACCCAACACGUCCCGAUUGCCCCAAGGGUAUAAUGCAAUGGCAACAUGGCACUUAUUCACUCCAAACGAAUGGAUCACUUGUAUUGACACCAAUUGCUUCCGAUGGCCGUCAGUUGAUGUCGGAUCCAUGUGCGGGACAUUACUCGACGUACACGCACUACAACCAGAGUGUGCUCUUCGAGAGUUACCGAAUAUAUACCGAUAAGUACCAUGGCAUCCUGCGGCUUGAUUUUGCCCAGUUCGAUGGGUCCCCGUUGCAACCGCUAUACAUCCUCUAUCGGCCCCCUGCUAUGUUGCCCACGACGACAUUGAAUCCCACUGGCAAGACAACUGCUAAGGCAAAGAGGGCAGUCACGGUUGAAAGGAACCAUGAAUCUUCAAUGAUAAGGAGAAUCGACCCCGUUGUCAUUGAACGCUGGUGGUGGUUCGGAAUAAUCUCAACUUCUGUCGGCGGGUUGGUGCUGUGGUGCUCUUAAUUCGGCUUCUGCAAGCCAGUAUUCGUUAUAUUCACGCUAGCAUGUAUAUUAGACAAGCUGUCAUUUCGCUUGAGAGACAGAGGGGGAAUUCAAGAUCAAGUACUCUGCA